Zophobas morio is the source of this 1646-nucleotide messenger RNA. RefSeq lists its product as uncharacterized. The record is from RefSeq and is a predicted model, not a curated record. The transcript has 4 exons. The coding region runs from base 68 to 1561 and encodes 497 amino acids. Lineage: Eukaryota; Metazoa; Arthropoda; Insecta; Coleoptera; Tenebrionidae.
UGACGUCAAUGCGCCUUGUAUAUAAAGAAAAAUUUGGUGACACAGUUGGCACUAGUUCGGCAGCAACAUGAAACACACUGCUAUUAUUCUUUUGUUGUGUUGUUGUUUAAUUGUCACCACAUUUGCUGGUUCCAAAGAAAACAAGAGUAAAGAUUCCAAAGAACACAAGGAUAAAGGUUCAAAGGGAUCUAAAGAAGGCGGGCAUUCGGGGGGAAAGGGCCACUCAGGGAGUGGAAGCAAAGAAUCUGGGAGUGGAAGUAAAGAAUCUGGGGGUGGAAGCAAAGAAUCUGGGAGUGGCAGCAAGGAAUCCGGAAGUGGCAGCAAAGAAUCUGGAGGUGGCAGCAAGGAUUCUGGAAGUGGCAGCAAUGAGUCCGGAGGUGACAGUAAGGGCUCUGGAGGUGGCGGCUCUGGAGGUGGCAGCUCUGGAAAACAUUCAGUAUCGCUGAAAUUUACCGCCUCAUCCACUUACUGUUAUACCUACAACGAGAAAAGUCAAACCGUGAUUUACAACGACUACGAAAACAAGUUGGCUGUUUUUUACGUUGGUCAAAGUGGCGAAGCUUACAUAUUUUCGUUCCAAGAAGGUAGAGCAGUGUACAUUAGUGGAGGUUUAACCAAAAACACUUGGAAUGUCAAAAACAAAAAAUUCGAAGAAUAUUUCAAAAAAGUGUAUUCGACCAAAGAACUGUACGAAUUUGGUUUGAAGCGUGGAUAUGCAUUUAAUGGUGAUACUGUUGACAAAAAGGUACUGGUGAAGCUUAAACAGGUUUUGGUCACUCAAAGUAGGGAGUACAGUCACACUUGCAAUGCCUACAACCAUGCUAUAUUGACGUCUAGACACAUAGUCAAGUAUCCAAUAAAAGGGGCAGAAAACUAUUUUGGUUCUUUACAAAAUGUCCAGUUGAAAGGUGACGCUUAUUGGAUCAGAGGGUUCUUCCAAGGUUGGAAAUAUUUCCUCCGAGACUUCGACGGCGAAUUCGACGCUUUUAAAAAAGCGAACGUCAAACUAGACGCGAAAAAACUCCUACAAACUGAAUCUGGAGACGAAGUUUAUAUUGAAGUCUUACGAGCGAUUAGCUCGAAAUCUAACUUGGUGAAAGUCGUAGCGAAACGAAGCAACAACCAGAUCGGAUUCUUCGGAUCGAUUGCUGGUUUUUCUGGAAAAGGCGCUAGUGGUUAUCGAGGGUUCUUGGUCGUGGUGCAACACUAUCUACUGUAUGCUAACGGGGAUAUUUCUUCUAGUACCUUCAGGUACCAUCUGACGGAACAUUUAAUGAGCAGAAGCGAGGUUCAAAUUAAUUAUGAGGAGAAGUGGGAAACCACUAUUAAAAGAAUGGUACAAACGAUUAAGGUGGAGCUUAAAUUGGAGAGAGAGUUUGGAGGUAUACUACAAAUCUUGGAGAAAAUUCAGAAAAAGCAGUGGACUUUGAAUGAGGUUAAUCUUUACGAAGGGGUAACUGCUAUUUGCAAGGAGAAACGUCCUAGUAAUAAAGAGUCGAUUAAAAAGCUUUGGGGAAAACUGAAAAAACGUGGAGAUAAAGACAGCAAUGAAUGUGAUUAAGGUUUCAAUUUGUGAACGUUAAUUUAUUGUAUUAUUUAUGUUGGUAGUACUUAUCUGUUGUACGGGAUAAAUAUUUCACAGUUGG